Messenger RNA from Pogona vitticeps (central bearded dragon), 4929 nucleotides. The record is from RefSeq and is a predicted model, not a curated record. Lineage: Eukaryota; Metazoa; Chordata; Lepidosauria; Squamata; Agamidae.
AGCGAAGAUCUCGCGGUGCUGGGCGCGCUCCGCCUCAGACGCCUCCUCCUCCUCCCUCUCUCUCGCUGGGAGCGGUGACUGUGCGCAGUGGAGCGGGCGGGGAGCGCACAGCUGGGCGGAGAAGCACGCCGGCUUCCAGCUCGAGGAGAAGGAGGCGCCGCCGCCGGCGGGAAGAAAAAGAGGAGGGAGGGAGGCUGAAGUAGUACUCGGCGCCGUACUAGCAAAGAGUAGCCGCCGCCGCUGCAGGUGGGAGGGGAGCGCGUUUUGUUCCGCCAGCCGCCGCCGUCACCACCUCGUCCGUCCCAGUCCGGCGCCCGAGCCUCGCCCAGUCCGAUGUCCCUGCUGCUGCUGAGGCGGCGGCGGCAGCAACGCCAGCAGCGGCACUGAGCGAGCCGAGGUGCUUGUCUGCAAGCCGGCCGAACCCUUUCCGCCUUCCGCAGCCAGAAUAUGGCCACCCAGACAACGUGCACCCGCUUCACCGACGAAUACCAGCUGUACGAGGAGCUUGGCAAGGGAGCUUUUUCAGUUGUCCGCAGAUGUGUGAAGAAAACCUCAUCCCAGGAAUAUGCCGCAAAGAUCAUCAAUACCAAGAAGCUGUCUGCCAGAGGGAAAUAAGGCUGAAAGAUGACCGUCUCUUCUAUCCCCAGAAAAAUCACCAGAAACUGGAACGUGAAGCUCGAAUCUGCCGACUAUUAAAACAUCCAAAUAUUGUUCGGCUCCAUGAUAGUAUUUCAGAAGAAGGUUUCCACUACCUUGUCUUCGAUCUGGUCACUGGUGGGGAGCUCUUUGAAGAUAUUGUUGCCAGAGAAUACUACAGUGAAGCUGAUGCCAGCCACUGUAUUCACCAGAUUCUGGAGAGUGUCAACCAUAUUCAUCAGCAUGAUAUUGUACACAGGGACUUAAAGCCUGAGAACUUGCUACUUGCAAGUAAGUGCAAAGGUGCUGCUGUGAAGCUGGCUGACUUUGGACUUGCAAUUGAAGUUCAAGGGGAGCAGCAGGCAUGGUUUGGGUUUGCUGGUACUCCGGGAUACCUGUCACCUGAAGUCUUAAGAAAAGAUCCUUAUGGAAAGCCAGUGGAUAUAUGGGCAUGUGGAGUUAUUCUGUACAUAUUACUAGUGGGCUAUCCCCCGUUUUGGGAUGAAGAUCAGCACAAAUUGUACCAGCAGAUCAAAGCAGGAGCCUAUGAUUUUCCUUCUCCAGAAUGGGACACUGUGACUCCCGAAGCAAAGAACUUAAUCAACCAAAUGCUGACAAUCAAUCCUGCAAAACGCAUCACAGCUGAUCAGGCUCUUAAGCACCCAUGGGUCUGUCAACGAUCCACGGUGGCUUCCAUGAUGCACAGGCAAGAGACUGUGGAAUGCUUGAGAAAGUUCAAUGCUAGGAGAAAGCUGAAGGGUGCCAUACUCACAACAAUGCUGGUGUCACGGAAUUUUUCAGUUGGCAGGCAGAGCUCCGCCCCUGCUUCAGCCGCCAUGAGUGCUGCCGGCCUGGCUGAGCAAGCUGCCAAAAGCUUACUGAACAAGAAGUCUGAUGGGGUAAAGAAAAGGAAGUCAAGCUCCAGCGUGCAUUUGAUGCCACAGACCAACAACAAAGCCAGUGUAGUAAGCCCAGCAAAAGAAACACCCCCAAUGCAGAUGUCCAUGGAACCACAAACUACUGUUGUCCACAAUGCUAAUGAUGGCAUAAAGGGUUCCACAGAGAGCUGUAAUACCACCACUGAAGAUGAGGACCUGAAAGCGCCCCCUCUCUCCAUCGGGGAUGGCAGUUCAGUGCUUGAAGGACGGAGUCACUGUGAGAGCAAAACCCAGACUGAGUCCAUGCAGUCCCAGCUUUCUCUCUGUUAUUCAGCCAGUACUACUACUACUACUACUACUACACAGUCUUGUGACGAGAAACUUCUUGCCUGGGACAGCCCAGGGCAAACAGUGGAGUUGGAUCGUGCUCAGUCGGAGCCUGUCCUAACUCCAGUAGUUCCAUUUGCACUUAACAAUCCACCAUUGCGUAAGCAGGAGAUCAUCAAGAUAACGGAGCAGCUGAUAGAAGCAAUCAACAAUGGAGACUUUGAGGCUUACACGAAGAUCUGUGACCCUGGGCUGACCUCUUUUGAACCUGAAGCUCUAGGGAAUCUCGUGGAGGGGAUGGACUUCCACAAGUUUUACUUUGAGAACUUACUGUCCAAGAACAGCAAGCCAAUCCAUACCACGAUCUUGAACCCCCAUGUUCAUGUUAUUGGCGAUGAUGCAGCCUGCAUUGCUUACAUCCGCUUGACUCAGUAUAUUGAUGGCCAAGGCCGUCCUCGCACCAUGCAGUCUGAAGAGACCCGUGUCUGGCACCGUCGUGAUGGCAAGUGGCUGAAUGUCCACUACCACUGUUCUGGGGCCCCAGCGGCUCCGCUCCAGUGAAGCUGAAACACGGCAGCUUUCGGAGAUACUCAGCAGGAGGGCGAUAUGUUCUCAGCAAGCAGCUCUGGAGUGCCUGAAUUACAGCAACGGUCAUGUUCGUUUUGACGUUUAAAAAAAAUAUGAAUUACAAACCGGCAGCAGCCAAUGCACGAAACCCUGCAUGAAUCUGAUGCUCCAGGCGCUGCCACCUUUCUGUUGUUUUUCCAUGGAUCCAUCGUGUCUGUUUCUGCUGUAUGAAGGUGUCUUAUAAAUCUUGAGAGAAACCCAUAUUGUUUGUAUAGAAAAGAGAUCAUCCAUGAUGGAGUGUCCUGCGCCUCCCUCUCCAGGGCUGAAAAUGGGGCAGCAGCUGUGGAGCAUCUUUCAGAACCGGAGCAAAGAAAGGGGGUGUGAGAGAGCAGCUUAGGCAGCAGAAUGCAGAUAACUUAAUGCUCUGCGAAGGCACAGUGGGGACUAACAUUAUGUGUUCAGGGGAUGCUGCAACUUUACAUGGCAAGAGGUGGCUGGUGACAGGCUCCCCAGGGCCAGCGUGGUGAAAGGGGGAGCAAGAUGGAAGUAGGACAUUUCUCAGCCCUCUGCCAUCCAGCAGACUGACUUGAGCCCAAGUGUCAGCAGUGGAGAUGCAGGAGUCAGCUCAUGGCCUGGCUCCCACUGACCAACUGUGUAAAAAUGAGCAAGAAUGUUUUAAGGAACAGUAGGAGUUGGUUGGAAAUAGCUUAAGAGCUUGCUCUUCAGAGGUGCACUGAUUUUUACAAACAGCCACUCCUUGGAGAUGUGAAGUCAGCUUAUAAAGGUGAAGCUUAAGAGCAAAUAGGGAAGAAAGUACACAAAUGGCUUGUUUUAUUUUAACUUGUUUUUCUUUAUUUAGAGUAGGUGGGAUCCAGAAUGCUGCAGAGUAUGUGCUCCUUAGAAAAAAGCUUUUGUGUUACAUUCUGCCCUGAAGAUUUGCACACACCUGCGUUUGCUUCCUGUGUGUAACUUAGUUUGUGUUUUUUUUACUGAUAUAUAGAUAUAUAGAUAUAUAUAGAUAUAUAUGCGCGUCCCUAUAACUAUAGGGCUAACUGGUUUCCCAGUUUUGAUUUGUUUUCUGAUAAAACUAGCAAAGGGAGCCAGCAGUUUCAGGCAAGUAGUUUUUCCACUACUCUUGUUCAUCUGACAUCGCUUUAUUUCCAGUUGAUUUUUUUCCUUAUAUUUCCUUCCCAACCUAUGAUGGUGUAUUUAUUCAGUAGACCAUUGAAUUAGAAUCUCCUUCUACUACUUCUACUUCACACAGAAGGCUUUAGAGUUUUUGCUGCAUUUUCCACUGGUAGAAACCUUGGUGCACCCCACAAAGCAGGGGAUUUCCAUUUUGUACCACCCACAUUUGUCUCCUUUGCUACAAAGGAUGGCAUUCAAUGUUCUUUACUCCUUCGGUAGGAAAUACUUGAUAACUUUGCUUUUUGGCCGUUGCUUUGUCCUGUUUCUUAACAGCAGAAGUGGGAUAGAAGCUUUGCUAGUCAACGUCCAUGUUCUGUUUUACUUUAGUAGUUUCUCUGUAGCCUGCCUAUGAAAGGCAUCAAAGCCGUUUGCAUAUCCAAUCACAAUAUUUUGAUAACCUGGGAUUCUGUUAAACUAAACCUUUUGCUCCCUAAAUAGGUCUGAGCAGAAUAACAGAGAAGCAACCUCUUAAUGGAGUUUAGGACAAUGGGAAGUUAAAAUAUGAUCUCAUGGAACACAAAAGAUGUAUUUCUGUUUUGCAGGAGACAUCUCCGUUUUUGUUCUGCUGAUGAGAAAUUUCUAGGUCAUCCCCACAGUUUAUACCCAGUGCAGGAAAAGGGCAUUUACCCUUUACGAAGUUGGUCUGUGCAAAUCCUCCUUUCUUGUUUUCAGUGUCAAAUCUCAGUAAGAGUUAUAUGGAGGGAAAAUAGGGGAGGGGCAUUCAAUCAGAAGGAAGGAUAGGUGCCAGACUUUAAUAUAGAACAUAUUAGACAGCAUUAAAGUAGUGAGUGAGGUAAUGAAGAAAAGCCUUGAUACUUCUCUUCACGUUUUUAACAAAUGGGGAACAGGAAAUUAGUUAUGCAGCUUUUUAAAAAACAACAACAAAAUUCUGCAUGCUUUUAGGUCUGAUCUUUCCAUGUCUAUUUAUCUGAAAAUUAUUAAUAACAAACCCUCUGUAAUAAGUAUCUGCAUCUUUCAAAAAUAUUUUUGGAACAGUUUGAGUUGCAAUUUUUUUGUCUUUGUUUUUGCACAGUCUUUUAAGACAUGCUCUAAUUUAACAAGAACCUUAGCUUGGUAUGGCCAUUAUCAAACACAGUUAAUAGACGUCUAUCAUUCUUAAAUGUUCUCUUAUGGGGUUAAUGUAAGCAUCUAUAUACAACUAUAUCAAGUUUUAAACAGGAAAUGAAAGGCGUUUGAUGCAAAAAAUUUGCAUGGUAGAGAAAUAAUUGGAAUCAAGUUAGGCUUUUUUUCCUGAAUGUUGGUAGAACCUUCAUAGCUUUGUUAUAAUGAAACCUUGAACUGAAAAUAUUUAAUAAAAUAACAUUUAAAUGGU